AUGGGCAUGGAUCGAGAAGUAGGCGAGGGCGAGGGUGAGGCGGCAGAGACGGACAAGGACCUGUGUGUGGGCAUGGACAGAGAGGUCGGCAAGGGUGGGGCGGCGGAGGGUGAGGCCAAAGGCCUCGAGACAUGGGCAAUUUUUGUUGCUAUUCUCAUCUCCCUGGGCUUCUGCUACUCAGAAAAAGCACCAAACUACACCUUCGUGAGGGAUGCAACGCAGGCCCCGGCCAUCUCCUACUACGACUACAUCAUCGUCGGCGGCGGCACCGCGGGGUGCCCGAUCGCUGCCACCCUCUCGGAGGGCUCGACAGUGCUCCUCCUCGAGCGCGGCGCCUCCCCCUACGGCAACCGCAACAUCUCCAACUCCGCCUUCUUCGCCGACACCCUCGCCGACACCUCCCCCUCCUCCCCCUCGCAGCGCUUCGUCUCCGAGGACGGCGUCAUCAACGCCCGCGCCCGCGUCCUCGGCGGCGGCAGCUGCCUCAACGCCGGCUUCUACACCCGCGCCAGCGACGCCUACGUCCGCGAGGCCGCCUGGCGGCCCGCGCUCGUGCGCGAGGCCUACCGCUGGGUCGAGCGGAAGGUGGCGCAACGCCCGGCGAUACGGCAGUGGCAGUCUGCCCUCCGGGAUGGGCUCGUCCAGGCCGGCGUCACGCCGUACAACGGAUUCACCUACGAUCACGUCUACGGGACGAAGGUCGGAGGCACGAUAUUCGACGCGGGCGGCAACCGGCGCUCUGCGGCGGACCUGCUCGAGUACGCGCACCCGGAGAGGCUCACGGUGCUGCUGCGUGCGACCGUGGCGAAGAUACGUUUCAAGCUCAGAGGAAAAGUAAGGCCAACGGCGCAUGGCGUCGUGUUCCGGGACUCGGCCGGCAAGAAGCACCGCGCAUACCUAAACAAAGGAUCCAAGAACGAGAUCAUCGUGUCCGCGGGGGCGAUCGGGAGCCCGCAGGUGCUGAUGCUGAGCGGCGUGGGGCCGCGGGGCCAACUUGAGUCGCUCGGCAUCAACGUGGUCGUCGACCAGCCGAUGGUCGGCGUCGGGAUGUCCGAUAACCCGAUGAACGCCGUGUUCGUCCCGUCGCCGACCCUGGUCGAGGUCUCCCUCAUCCAGGUGGUGGGCAUCACCCAGUUCGGGAGCUUCAUUGAGGGCGCCAGUGGAUCAGAUUUUGAUACAGCAGCCCCUAACUCCCAACUGCCGCGCAGCAGGAAUUUUGGCAUGUUCUCUCCUCAGACCGGCCAACUGUCUACUGUCCCUCCGAAGCAGCGAACUCCGGAAGCGAUAGCCAAAGCCGUCGAGGCCAUGAACAGCCUCGACGACUCCUACUUCCAGGGCGGGUUCAUCCUCGAGAAGAUCAUCGGGCCGCUCUCGACGGGCCACCUCGAGCUCCGGUCGAGGAACCCCGACGCGAACCCCGCCGUGACCUUCAACUACUUCCAGGAGCCCGAGGACCUCCGGCGCUGCGUCGACGGCAUCCGGACCAUCGAGCGCGUCGUCGCGUCCGACGCCUUCGCCAAAUUCACGUAUGCCUACCUCCCGGAGGCCGGCCUGCUGAACAUCUCCAAGGAUUUUCCGGUGAAUCUGCUUCCCAAGCACCAGAAUGAUUCGCGGUCUUUGGAGCAGUACUGUAAAGAUACUGUGAUGACUAUCUGGCACUAUCAUGGGGGCUGCCGAGUGGGGGGAGUAGUCGACGCAGACUACCGAGUUCUUGGCGCGGAUGCCCUGCGUGUUGUUGACAGUUCUACUUUCAUCUACUCUCCGGGGACUAAUCCGCAGGCGACCGUCAUGAUGCUCGGGAGGUACAUGGGAGUCAAAAUCCUGAACGAGAGACUAGAGCCGUGGACGCUUUUGCUGCCUUUGGUCGUCAAGCUGGGGCAGGGCAUCCUUUUUGGAGUUCAGAAAGCAUACAACAAUGACGGCAAUCCAGUUCGCGCCCACCCUUCCAUCUGA
Messenger RNA from Ananas comosus (pineapple), 1953 nucleotides. Its product is annotated as protein HOTHEAD-like. The transcript is spliced from 7 exons. Lineage: Eukaryota; Viridiplantae; Streptophyta; Magnoliopsida; Poales; Bromeliaceae. Bases 1 to 1953 code for a protein of 650 amino acids. Gene Ontology annotation, molecular function: flavin adenine dinucleotide binding; oxidoreductase activity, acting on CH-OH group of donors. The record is from RefSeq and is a predicted model, not a curated record.